Fundulus heteroclitus (mummichog) is the source of this 630-nucleotide messenger RNA. RefSeq names its product fatty acid binding protein 2, intestinal (gene fabp2). The transcript is spliced from 4 exons. Bases 66 to 464 code for a protein of 132 amino acids. Gene Ontology annotation, molecular function: fatty acid binding. Gene Ontology annotation, biological process: fatty acid transport. Gene Ontology annotation, cellular component: cytosol; nucleus. NCBI's taxonomy places the organism in Eukaryota, Metazoa, Chordata, Actinopteri, Cyprinodontiformes, Fundulidae. The record is from RefSeq and is a predicted model, not a curated record.
CGUCACACUCGCAGGAGGACGCUCCUUUCUGCACGGCGGUCCAGCUUUCCCCUCACUCAGCCACCAUGGCCUUUAACGGUACCUGGAAGGUCGACCGCAGUGAAAACUACGAGAAGUUCAUGGAGAAAAUGGGAGUGAACAUGGUGAAGAGGAAGCUGGCCGCUCAUGACAACCUGAAGAUCACCAUCGAACAGACCGGGGACAACUUUCAAGUGAAGGAGCACAGCAACUUCCGCAACAUAGAAAUAAAGUUCACCCUGGGCGUCACCUUCGACUACAGCCUGGCAGACGGGACUGAGCUGACGGGUGCCUGGACCAUGGAGGGGGACACGCUAAAGGGGGAUUUCACCAGAAAGGACAACGGAAAGCAGCUGACAACCGUCAGAACCCUCCAGGGAGACGAACUCACUCAGAGUUACAGCUACGAAGGCGUGGAAGCAAAGAGGAUUUUCAAGAGGAGUUAAAAAAAAACAACAACAAAAAAAACACCGGCUUUCGGAAAUUAAAGUGAAUUAUGUUUGAUUUCUGAAUGACGAACAGUGUUGUGUGGAACUGUCACAGACUUCAACGACCGAAAGAACAAGAUUUUUUUUCUACUUGCACUAAUAAAAUUAGAACUGCCUAUUUUCA